Messenger RNA from Haemonchus placei, 1560 nucleotides. The record is from the annotation of a GenBank genome assembly. Lineage: Eukaryota; Metazoa; Nematoda; Chromadorea; Rhabditida; Trichostrongylidae.
AUGCUGAUAAGGACGAUAAUUUUGCUCACAGCUGGAAUCUCAGUACUAGCCGAAGAAAUAAAUUCGUACGAUCCGGACUAUGGCACAUUCAUUGGCGAGCUGCCAAAUUUAGCAGAUGGCGAUGUGAAAGGAAAGGUUUACGUUGUGAAUGACACCACAUUGCAAAUCGUCAAUUUCACUUACAAUGGGAAUGCUCCAGACUUGUACUUCUGGAUGGACCGUAAAGAGAGCCCGACACAGGAUGGUGUGAAAAUUCCAUCAUUUGAGUAUGGAAUCACCGCCCUAGGAAAGUACGAUAAUGCCGAACAAGUGGUACUUACACUUCCAGGACGGCAUAAAAUCACGAAUUUCAAGAGCUUCUCCUUAUUCUGCUACAAAUAUGAGCACAAUUUCGGCUCAGUCGUCAUUCCCGAGAAUCUGAUUGUUCCACGACCACAAUUUCUAGCCAGCGAGCUGAAGGGGAGCCGAUAUUCCGUUGGCUCAGGGCCAAUUCUCAUCAUGGACAAGCGUACGAUCAAAAUCUUCGGUUUCACGUUUGACGCCGACAAAGCUCCAGAUGGUUACUUCUUUGUUGGACGUGGGCCAAAUGUAGCACAUGACGCUGGAGUGAAAGUGCCGAUUCGUGGCCGUGACACACCGGAAUUGAUCACAGCGAUGAACGAGCGGUAUCGUGGGGGUCAAGAUCUUAUCAUUGACUUACCGGCCGAUUACGAUAUUCAACAUGUGGACUGGCUAGCCAUUUACUGUUACAAAUUCCGUGUCGAUUUCGGCCACGUGGCUAUUUCAAAUGUGUCAUCACGAAUUCCUCCAUAUGUACCACCACAAAAACGAUUUGACGACGCGUCAAACGCUGUUGAAGGAUGGCCGGUGACGUCAUUGCUAGGAAAUGACAAUCGACGAAAUUUCACGUUUCAACUUGGUCCCCCCGGUGGAAAGAAGGGCUAUCAGUCGAUGACCCGAGCUCGACCAUCAAAAUACGUGUGGUAUGUGAAUGGCAUGCUAGCUGAUCUCUAUUUGAAACGCGGUGUAACUUAUACAUUUAUAGUCGAAGGCGGGUCCGACAAGUCCACAUCUGAUUUCUUCAAUCCACUUUAUAUUUCUGAUGAUCAAUUUGGUGGUUAUGGAAAGCUGAGCAAUGAGGAGAAGGAGCAAGUCACCGUGUACUCCGGGCCCGAUCCAUCACGUGUAUCUGGUCGACUUUGCCUCUGGUCGAAUGACGAAAAUGUGGACGAUUCGCAAUUUGCCACGUUCGCCGAUUUCCGAAAAACUCUCCACUUGAAAUGUGAUACCGACAAAGUUGCUGCAUUGUUCCAUUUCACUCCCGACGAGAAGACCCCUGAUACUCUCUAUUAUCAGAGUUACUCAAACUACAACAUGGGUUGGAAGAUUCAUGUGGUAAAUGAAUUACCUACCACUAUUACCGAUAUCAAAGAAGAGCCGUACGUUUAUGAGCAAUGGCUGCAAACGCAGUCUGUUCAAUCACCUCAUACAUCGUCAAUGUCGGUACUCGGACUAACAACUGGUGCACUGACGUUGGUCAUGGCUACGUGGCUGUUCUGA